AUGGGUAUCGUUGUAAAGGAUAUCCAACGAAACGAAGUUUGGUUUAUGCAAAAGGGAGCAGAUACUGUCAUGGCACCCAUUGUGACAUCAAGCGACUGGUUAGACGAGGAGACUGGUAACAUGGCUAGGGAAGGUCUUAGAACGCUUGUAAUUGGACGCAAAAAGUUGGGAAGCGAAUUGUUCCAAGAGUUUGUCAACAAGUACCAGAAAGCAUCAGUAGCAAUGCAUGAGCGUGAGGCUUCGAUGCAAAGGGUUAUUUCGCAGUUGCUCGAACAAGAUUUGGAACUUUUGGGUCUCACAGGAGUUGAGGAUAAACUUCAAAUGGAUGUCAAGACCUCUAUCGAACUAUUGAGGAACGCUGGAUUGAAGAUAUGGAUGUUGACAGGUGAUAAGGUUGAGACUGCCAAGUGUGUUUCGAUCAGUGCUCGACUCAUAUAUAGGGGACAAUAUGUUCACCAAAUCACCAAAUUGUCUCAUCCCGAUAUGGCUCUACCACAAUUGGAGUACCUCAAGUCCGAUACUCAAGCCUGUCUUCUCAUCGAUGGUGAAUCGUUAGCAGUCUACCUCAAGCAUUAUCGACAGGAAUUUUUAUCGGUGGUUAUUCAUCUUCCUGCUGUGAUUGCUUGUAGGUGCACUCCUCAACAGAAGGCAGAUGUUGCGUUGUUAAUCAAAGAGACAACGGGUAAGCGAGUAUGCUGUAUUGGAGAUGGAGGAAAUGAUGUGAGCAUGAUUCAAUGUGCUGAUGUGGGAGUUGGAAUUGUAGGAAAGGAAGGAAAGCAAGCUUCUUUAGCAGCCGAUUUCAGCAUUGAUCAAUUCUGCUACUUGCAAAAAUUGCUUUUGUGGCAUGGAAGAAACUCAUACAAGCGCUCAGCAAAGCUUGCACAAUUUGUGAUUCACAGAGGACUUCUUAUUUCAGUUGCACAGGCAGUAUACUCGAUCUGUUCCAAGUUCGAACCACUAGCCUUAUACCAAGGAUGGCUCAUGGUAGGAUACGCUACACUCUAUACGAUGGCCCCAGUGUUUUCUUUAACGCUCGACUGUGAUAUUGAUGAGCAUUUGACAAGACUAUAUCCCGAGCUUUAUCGUGAAUUGACUCUUGGCAAGGCAUUAUCGUACAAGACAUUUUUCAUGUGGGUUUUGAUUUCACUUUAUCAGGGAGUUGUGAUCCAGCUAUUGAGCCAGAAAUUCGACGGAAUCGAUCCUAGCACCUUCAAAAUUAUGGUGGCACUUCUGUUCUCCGCAUUAGUCUAUAACGAGUUGAUCAUGGUGGGGUUGCAAAUUAACAAGUGGAACCGAAUUAUGAUGUUAACAAUUAUCAUCACAUUUAUGAUUUAUGUCGGGUCCAUUCCAUUUUUGGGCGAUUACUACGAUUUGGACUAUGUUACGUCAUUCAGCUAUAUAUGGCACACGGCGGUAAUUUUGGUGGUUAGUUUGUUGCCCGUGUGGGUGUCGCUUGCAAUCAGUAGACGCAUCCGGCCACCCACGUAUGCCAAAGUGCAACAAGAUUGA
Meyerozyma guilliermondii ATCC 6260 is the source of this 1509-nucleotide messenger RNA. RefSeq lists its product as uncharacterized. Gene Ontology annotation, biological process: phospholipid translocation; endocytosis; retrograde vesicle-mediated transport, Golgi to endoplasmic reticulum. NCBI's taxonomy places the organism in Eukaryota, Fungi, Ascomycota, Pichiomycetes, Serinales, Debaryomycetaceae. The transcript has a single exon. Gene Ontology annotation, molecular function: ATP hydrolysis activity; ATP binding; magnesium ion binding. Gene Ontology annotation, cellular component: trans-Golgi network; endosome; plasma membrane. Bases 1 to 1509 code for a protein of 502 amino acids. The record is from RefSeq and is a predicted model, not a curated record.